AUGUCCAAUAUUCCUGAAAAGAGACCGUCCGAACAACCGGAAGAGGCAGAGGCAAAGAAGCCACAUAUUGAACCAAGACAUGAUCACUUUGCUAAAGGAAUUGCCCCAAUCAAAGCUGAAUUUAUCGUUGAGAAUCCAGACGUACCAGUAGAAGAAAAAUACGUUAACGAUGACGAAGCCGAAGGUGGAGAUAGACAGGAAGAAGAAAGUGGGAAAGGUAAAAAUAAGAAGAGAAGGGGCCAAAACAAGAAGCGUGAUUUAAAACAGCAACAUGAAGAAGUCAGAUUAUGUUCCUCGUUGUUAGAUCCAGAAAACCCAAAGGAAUGUAGAUUUGGGGCAGAAAACUGCCGUAAUUCGCAUAAUGUUGAAGAAUAUAUUGCAUCUAAGCCUGAAGAUAUCGAGGGUAAUUGUCCGGUCUAUACUGCUAUCGGAUACUGUCCGGCUGGUUUGAAGUGUAGAUGGUUACAUUCCCACUACAACAAAGAGACACAUAAGUUACUCAAAGAUUUGGAGCAAGUGGAAAAGGCAAAAGCUUUGAAUAACUACGAAGUUAAUAAGAUUACUCCAGAUAAGAAGACCAGUUUACAAAAGAAGAAAUAUACGUUUGAGUAUGCGUCUCAGAUGAUUCCAUACUUAGAUUCUUUGGUUCAGAAUGAAGCAAAUAUUGAAAAGGCUCAAGAACAAGCCAAGGAAAAUCAAUCCACUUUUGUCGAAGCUCCAUUCAAAGUUGCAGAGAAGAAGAAAUUGAAUUUACGUGAUGCUAAGAUUGUUUCGCCGUUAACUACCGUUGGUAAUUUGCCAUAUCGUCGUCUUAUGAAGACUUUAGGUGCUGAUGUUACUUAUUCAGAAAUGGCAUUAUCAGUGCCUCUCUUACAAGGUACUAAUGCGGAAUGGGCAUUGCCAAAAGCGCACAGAACUGAAUAUCCAGGGUAUGGGGUUCAAAUUGCCACUUCUAAGCAUUGGGCUGCUGCAAAAGCGGCUGAAGCCAUUUAUCAAGAAGCAACCCACGUUUCGGAAUUGAAUUUAAACUGCGGUUGUCCAAUUGAUUUACUUUACCGUCAAGGUCAAGGUUCAGCUUUGAUGGAACAGCCUGCUCGUUUGUUACGUAUUUUGAAGGCAAUGAAUGCAUCUUCUGGUGAUAUUCCAGUUACCGUUAAAAUCAGAACAGGUACGAAAGAAAAUAAGAAUACGGCCAAGGCAUUAGUUGAGCGUAUAUUGAGUGAAAAUGAAGUUGCAGCCAUUACCUUGCAUGGUCGUUCCAGACAACAACGUUACACUAAAGAGGCAGAUUGGUCGUAUGUCCAAGAUGUUGCAAAUGUAGUACAAGACUGGAAUAAUAAGAAAGAAGACAACAAGGAAUUGAGAGACACUCAACCAACAUGUUUUGUUGGUAAUGGGGAUGUCUACACUCAUGAGGAUUGGUAUAAUGCCGUUAAUAUCCCAGGUGUUGAUUCAGUUAUGGUUGCUCGUGGUGCAUUAAUCAAACCAUGGAUUUUUGAAGAAGUUGAAGCACAACAAUACUUAGAUAAGUCAUCUACAGAAAGAUUAGAAAUGAUAGGCCAAUUUGCUAAGUUUGCCAUUGAGCAUUGGGGGUCUGACGAGUACGGGGUCGGGUUAGCCAGAAGGUUUAUGUGUGAAUUCUUAGGUUUUACUCAUAGAUAUAUUCCUGUUGGAAUCUUAGAAAGAUUACCACCAAAACUAAACCAAAGGCCUCCACAAUGGAAAGGUAGAGAUGAACUUGAAACUCUUUUAGGAUCAACCGACUACAAAGAUUGGAUUAAGAUUACCGAAAUGUUUUUAGGUAAGGCUGGUCCGAACUUUCAAUUCGUUCCAAAGCAUAAGAGUAAUGCCUACGAAAAAUCUUAG
Messenger RNA from Debaryomyces tyrocola, 1866 nucleotides. The record is from the annotation of a GenBank genome assembly. NCBI's taxonomy places the organism in Eukaryota, Fungi, Ascomycota, Pichiomycetes, Serinales, Debaryomycetaceae.